AUGAAACAGUUCUCGAACGUGUAUGUGAAGGAGCGGUAGUUGGAGCGGUAGUAAUAGAAGGGGAAGUUGAAGAUUGAGGAAGAAUAGAAGAGUCCUGGUCAGUAUUGCUAAUAGAAUGGGUCGAUUGGCGUGACUUGUCAUUGUCGUUAGUCGUCGUCAGAGGUUGUGAGGAUUUUGUACUGCUGGAAAGCGUACGCUUGUGGCUACCAGAUGAUUUCCUUGAUCUCCCAAGCGCACCAAAGAAUUUCUUUGAGCGUUUACUCUCUGGAGCAUUCUGUGGAGUGUCUUGAGUUGGAAAGUCCACAUUUUGCGGCGAGUUAUUUUCUGACAUCUCGCUUAAUUAAGAGAGAGUUGAAAUUAAGACGCGCCAGGAUAAAACUUAGAAGGGUAAUGAUAGGGGUAGGCUGAUGACAGCUAAUAGGCUACAUAACAUAACGACGACGACGACAACGACAGAGCGUCCAAUCAAAAGCAAACUCACCUCAUCUUUCUGAUGGUUGCGUUUUCUACGGUUGUCGGACAAUGGAGAUUCAUGUCCAGCUGAUACUGCAGAUUGCGACAUAUUUGUAUAUGGAGAUACCGGUCUAGCAGGUAAGCUCUCAGCGUAGCUUACUUCUCUGUGAUGACCGUAAGGCGAGAGCGUGGAUGGGACUGAACGCUGUGGUAUGCGUGACAUUCCUAGAUAUAAAUUAUUAUUUUAUUUGGAUGGGUAUUUCGUAAUAUAAAAGAUUAUGCACUCCCUGUAAGAAAUCGUCUUGAAGGAGAAGGAUUGAGCACCUCAAUUCGAUUCUUCUGAGAUUACGUCCAAGAUGCUGGGAUUAAAAUCUACUAUGAAUAUUAUAGACAACUCAGGCGCUCUCGUUGCAGAAGUCAUCAACGUCCUCAAAGUCAAAUCUGGCUCUGGUAUCGGUACAGUUGGCGAUGAAUGCGUCGUCGUCAUCAAAUCAGCUAAGCCAAUCCCAGCCAAUCUCAACAUCUCUGCAAAUUCACCAGCAGCAGCAAACAAGAUAAGGAAGGGUGAUAUCAGAAGAGCCGUCAUUGUGCGCACAAAGCAGCAAAUUAGAAGACCGGACGGUCGCUUCGUUAGGUUCGACGAUAACGCCGGCGUACUCAUAAACCCAAAGAAGGAACUUCUCGGAUCUAGAAUAUCAGGCGUUAUUGCUCACGAGGUUAGACAGAAAGGAUGGGGUAAGAUAGCCUCAGUUGCACCAAAAUUACUCUAAUGUUCAGGCAUUUUCUAAUGUAUUUGUAGUCUAUUAUAGAAAGUUUU
Molecule: messenger RNA, 1270 nt
Organism: Wallemia mellicola CBS 633.66
Lineage: Eukaryota; Fungi; Basidiomycota; Wallemiomycetes; Wallemiales; Wallemiaceae
Product: ribosomal protein L14
Exons: 5
Coding region: 810-1223 (137 amino acids)
Biological process (GO): translation
Cellular component (GO): mitochondrial large ribosomal subunit; ribosome
Molecular function (GO): large ribosomal subunit rRNA binding; structural constituent of ribosome
Source: RefSeq, a predicted model, not a curated record